AUUAAUUUCACCUUUCAGUGCCCAUAGCAUUAGAGAUCUAAUCGACCAAGAAAAAUGAGAACAUCCAAAAUAUAUUUUACGUUCCUUUUGAUAGUAACAAUCUCCAAUAUGAGAUUUUCAAUUGGAAUAAUCGAUGAGGAAGACCCAGGCGUUUUGGAUUAUGUUCUAAAAUUUUAUCCGGACAAGCAACCACCUUGUAGUGAAUGCAGGAAGCAUGUUCUUGCACUCAUACAGCAAGAUGGUGAGCGGACAACAGAUAAGACUCCUUCACGAUUGUGUUGCUCCCAAUUUAUUGAAUGGGGAUUUGAAUGCUACGCGUUAUGGGCAGCUAGCGACAAUCACAUGGAUUACCCGGAAUUUGGAGAUUCUAUGGAAGUAUUAGACAACAUUAACAACAUAUGGGACCGUUGUGUCAAUCUCAUUAAGGAUGAUUGAGGACUUGCUGAAAUCGUUAUGAUCCAUUACAUUUGAUACGAAGUGCACAUAUGCCAAAACAUGUAUUAUUAGAUUGGAAAUCUUUAAAGUAUACUUCAUCCGUUCUUAAAUAAAUGCAACGGUCAACAUUUCACACUUGCCGAGACACAACUUUGACCAUUAAUAUAAAUGAUUUUGUAUUAGUAAAAAAAUUAAAAAAAUUAGAUUAUGAAAAUUUACAAUGAGACAAGUUUAACAAUAUUUUUUUCAUAAAAUAAUAUUAUUACAUUAAUAAAUAAAACGUAGUCAAAGUAGAACAUGUGAAUAGUGUAAAAGUCAAAGUGUUGCAUUUAUUUAAGAACGGGAUAGUAUUAAUUAAUACAAAAUUUG
Cuscuta europaea is the source of this 804-nucleotide messenger RNA. The record is from the annotation of a GenBank genome assembly. NCBI's taxonomy places the organism in Eukaryota, Viridiplantae, Streptophyta, Magnoliopsida, Solanales, Convolvulaceae.